AGGAUCUCCUGAGGAAAUAAACGAGAUCAUCCUCCUCCACCUCCCCUGUGGCGCUUGGAGAGGAGUGUGUUGGAGAGAGUCCUGACUACAAGGAAAGCGCGAUCAAUGAAGAAGGAAACCGAUAAGUGACUAAAAGGAAAUAAUCCAAAGCUUUGUGCGCGAGACCGAAAGAGAAGGAACAAACAAACAUAUAAACUCGGAGGAAAUUCCUCCCUGUGGCCGCGCGAAGAUGGGGAACCGGGGAAUGGAGGAUUUGAUUCCGAUGGUGAACCGAAUGCAAGAUGCCUUCACCGCCAUCGGGCAAAACGCCAACCUGGACCUGCCGCAGAUCGCCGUGGUGGGCGGCCAGAGCGCAGGGAAGAGCUCGGUGCUGGAGAACUUCGUCGGGAAGGAUUUCCUUCCCCGUGGGUCUGGCAUCGUGACUCGUCGCCCUUUGGUUCUGCAGCUGAUGAACAGCCCCACAGAAUAUGCUGAAUUUCUGCACUGCAAGGGCAAAAAGUUCAUAGAUUUCGAUGAAGUCCGGCAGGAGAUCGAGGCUGAAACUGACCGCGUCACAGGGGCCAACAAGGGCAUCUCCCCUGUUCCAAUCAACCUGCGGGUGUAUUCACCUCAUGUGUUGAACCUGACGCUCGUGGACCUGCCGGGGAUGACCAAGGUGCCUGUGGGCGAUCAGCCCGCAGACAUCGAGUCCCAGAUCAAGGACAUGCUGUUGCAGUUUGUCACCAAGGAGAAUUGUCUGAUGUUGGCCGUGUCCCCGGCUAACUCGGAUCUAGCCAACUCCGAUGCUUUAAAGAUUGCCAAAGAGGUCGACCCUCAGGGCUUAAGGACAAUCGGUGUGAUCACCAAGCUCGACCUGAUGGACGAGGGGACAGACGCUAAAGACAUCCUGGAGAACAAACUCCUUCCCCUCCGGAGGGGCUACAUCGGUGUGGUGAACAGAAGCCAGAAGGACAUAGACGGAAAGAAAGACAUAAAUGCUGCUAUUGCUGCUGAGAGGAAGUUCUUCCUCUCUCAUCCUGCGUACAGACACCUGGCCGACCGCAUGGGCACACCCUAUCUCCAGAAAAUCCUCAAUCAGCAACUGACCAACCACAUUCGGGACACGCUGCCAGCUCUGCGGUCCAAGCUGCAGAGUCAGCUCCUCUCUAUAGAGAAGGAGGUAGAGGAGUACAAGCACUUCCGGCCUGAUGAUCCAUCUCGCAAAACCAAGGCUCUCCUCCAGAUGGUGCAGCAGUUCUCUGUGGACUUUGACAAGUGCAUAGAGGGCUCUGGAGACCAGAUUGACACGGCUGAACUGUCAGGAGGUGCCAGGAUCAAUCGCAUCUUCCAUGAGCGAUUCCCCUUUGAACUGGUCAAGAUGGAGUUCAAUGAGAAGGAGCUCCGCAAGGAAAUCAGCUAUGCUAUCAAGAACAUUCAUGGCAUCAGGACGGGGCUAUUCACCCCUGACUUGGCCUUUGAGGCCAUAGUAAAAAAGCAGAUCCAAAAGCUGAAGGAGCCCAUACUGAAGUGUGUAGAUAUGGUAGUGAGCGAACUCACCUCCACCAUACACAAGUGUAGUCACAAGCUGGCUCAGUAUCCGAUGCUGAGAGAGGAGAUGGAGAGAAUUGUUACCCAGCACAUCAGAGACAGAGAAAGAGACACAAAGGAACAGGUGCUGCUAUUAAUAGAUAUUGAGUUAUCAUACAUGAACACCAACCAUGAAGACUUCAUUGGAUUUGCCAACGCCCAGCAGAGGAUCAACCAAAUAAACAAGAAGAAAGCAGCCGGCAACCAGGAUGAAAUCAUGCCGGAGAGAGGAGUUAACGAUCGGUUCAAGGUCAUCAGAAAGGGAUGGCUGACCAUUAACAACAUCGGCAUCAUGAAGGGCGGAGCCAAGGAGUACUGGUUCGUCCUCACUGCUGAGUCUCUGUCCUGGUACAAAGAUGAUGAGGAGAAAGAGAAGAAGUACAUGCUGCAGGUGGACAACCUAAAGCUGAGGGAUGUCGAGAAGGGUUUCAUGUCCAGCAAACAUAUUUUCGCCCUCUUCAACACUGAGCAAAGAAAUGUUUAUAAGGACUACCGUCAGCUGGAGCUGGCCUGUGAGAGUCAGGAAGAUGUUGACGCCUGGAAGGCCUCCUUCCUCAGAGCUGGGGUUUAUCCUGAGCGUGUCACGGAAAAAGAAGGGAAGAGUGAUGGUGGGGAAGAAAACGACUCGGACAGCUUGAUGCACAGCAUGGACCCUCAGCUGGAGCGGCAGGUGGAGACCAUCCGUAACCUGGUAGACUCCUACAUGGCCAUCGUGAACAAGACGGUGCGGGACCUGAUGCCAAAGACCAUCAUGCACCUCAUGAUCAACAACACCAAGGACUUCAUUAAUGCGGAGCUGCUGGCACAGCUGUACUCCUGUGGAGACCAAAACUCCUUGAUGGAGGAGUCUCAGGAGCAGGCGCAGCACCGUGACGAGAUGCUGCGGAUGUACCACGCCCUGCGUGAGGCCCUCCUGAUCAUCGGGGACAUCAGCACAACCACCGUCAGCACGGCCAACCCCCCACCGGUGGAUGACUCCUGGCUGCAGGUGCAGCGGGGGAGUCCCGGGGGAAGAUCUCCAGCAACUAGUCCCACUCCCAACCGAAGGGCUCCACCGGGACCUCCAGCUCGUCCCGGCUCCCGCGGCCCGCCGCCCGGGCCUCCUCCUGCAGGAGGUCCUCCUGUUCCAUCUCGCCCCGGACCUUCUCUGGACCACGCCGGGCCACCACCCACCGUGCCAUCCCGCCCGAACCGCGCACCCCCGAGCGUGCCGAGCCGGAGACCCCCGCCCUCUCCAACCCACUAAACCUAGGAGCUCCUUCCUCCUCCUCUCCUCCUUCCUCCUCCUCCUGACGAACGGCCCAAAGACCACCUCCCCGUUGCCUUCUGCCUCACCUGAACCACGCCUCUCCUGCUCCCGUCUCACCUGUAGAAACUCUUCUUUUUCUCACCCACGCUGAAUACUUGAACCCCAUUUGCACGACCUGGAAACACAACUUACUCUCCAAUUUAGACUGUUAUAGGAGGCCAAGGGGUUACUGAAUAAACAUUUAUAGAAUAUAGAUGCAAAAACAACACAGGUGUUUGUCUUUUUAAACCAAGCAGGGUAAACUUUCACAUAUUUAGCAUGAUGAUAUAAUAUUUUAAAGAAGUAUUCUCCCAUUUUUUUUCAUUUUUGAAGUUAUUUAGGGAAACACUUUGCCUAAAAACAAAAGUUUGUGUCAUGCUGCAUUGCUUCUUAUGCAGAAUAAUUCAGUUUUUUUUUCUUUUUUUUGCUGUGCAGCAUUAAAAUUAACAGAUGCAAACCUCAUGUGACAUAUUUCCUCAAAGGAAGUGAUGGAAAUCUAAGAUGAAGUGAAAAUGCGCUGUCAUGAAAUUACAGGUUUUUAUUUUUGUUUUAUGUUUUUGUUAGGAAUUGCACUCCUGAAUCAAAGCUAAUUUUCCCAAUUUUUUGCAGAAAAAACAAUAAAUUACUUCUUGUUUGACGAAAAACUCAGAAGGAGCUUUUAUUUUGUAGCAUUAACAUUUUUUUUGUAUUUUAAAGUUUAAAAUCAUAUUUCCAUUGCAGUGUUUCUCCAGUUUUUUGUCGGUUUUCUUUUCUUAUGUGAAUAGAAUAUACAAUGUCACAGAAUGACAACAAAUACACGGAUUGAAUUGUCAUAACCUUCAGAAACUUAGUACCUCUUAAAUUUUUUUGUCUAAAACUCAUGUUACAGUUUUUCUCCAAGCUUUUCUCAAAACCUAUGCAAAAAAAUUAAUGAGAAAUAGCUAAAAAAUGAUGCCUCUUUUCCCUUAUUUUCCUUCUCUCUUGUUCAGGGAACACUAUUUACUACUUAAAUAUAAUAGAAUGUACAAAAUGUUCUUUGGUUACGUCCAAACAUGCAGGAAUCAAGAAUAUUAACACUUGAAAGGACAGAACUUUGACUCCUAGAUUGCAAUGAAAGGCUGUUAGGAAUUAGAGGGACUCAGGUGCCUAAAGGGGAACUCAUGGCCUUGUGACCUUUCAGUCAAGGUCGAUGACAUUAUGCAUAAGAGGUUUUUGAUAUUCAGAACAGUUGAUGAUCUGCUGCUUUCUUUUUCCUCCCUUCUUUUGUUCUUUUCUUCCUCCUCUCAGUGGUCAUGGGGGUGAGUGAGAGCCUGCAGUCUAUGCAUUGAACUAGCUUCUGUUUCUCCUUCACAUCGCUGAGUCAAACCUGUCUUUUUUUUGUAUGUAACCACUGAUCUCGUCGUGAUUGAUUGUACUUUGUUUCCAUUGCACUUAUAAAAAAACAAAGACCUUUGUAUUGUAACUGAGUCAUUUUGAAGAUAUCCACUCCUUGUGCAUCUUUGUGCCCCAUAAACACAGCAAAGCAUAUUGUGCAACCUUUCAGUUAGUUUACAUAUCUUUAUGUGAUCUUAUGUAUGUGUAUGGUGCAUCCUAUCAGACUUGUAAUCCCAAUGUUUAGAAAGUUUAGUCUCCGCUGUGUGAAACAGCUCAAUACUUAAAUUAUUACAAAUAUGUGUAUGAAAUACUGAAUACAAAAAUAAAUAAAGAUGUGAACACUGGCAGAUUAUUAUUUUGAUUUCCUUUCAAAAUGAUGCAUUAUCAUAUCAACACAUUAGAACCGUGAGUGUGCCGUAAAAAUCUGUGAUUUUUCCUUUGUCACCAGACCGUCAUUAAGCAGGAUCAGGAAAAGGAAACAGGAGUGAGUAUAUGUUGCACCACAAGAGGGCGCCAAAGCACAUUCAGAUUUCUGGAGGAAUCUAGUGACAUCCUCAUCAACUAUUCUUAUUAAAGCAGUAUUGGUACUUGAUCAGAAAACAAUAAGAGCAAUUCCGCUCUUUAACUUAACUGGGGAGGAAAAAAAAAAAAAAACAAGUAUUCAUAUUGGAAAAGUUGAAUGUCUCCCUUCAUAUUACAUUAGAUAUGUUUAGCCAGAGAUGGAUUGAAGUAAAAUAAUAUUUAUAUAUAUGUUUUUCGAGGUUCUUUAAUGAAUAACCUAAUACACAUUAUGUCUUAAGAUCAAAGCUCAGUGAAGAUCUAUUAUUUUUUUCUCCUUUUCUAUUGCUAAACAUCCCAUGUUUGUGGUUUUGUUUGAAUCAUCAAACCUUAAUAAAAAAAAUGAAAAUGUAUACAUAAAAAUAAUGCAAAAGCACAACAUAAAAGCAAGAAAUAAAAAAAUGCCAAGCAGAGACUGACUAACGUCCUUAAUAUAAAUUAUUUCUAAAUUUCCAACUGUUUAAGAGUCAUUAUAGAACAAAUUAAUUCAGUUUCCUUUAUUUAAAAUGUAUUUGCAUAUGAAAAUGCCACAAAUAACACAGACACCAAGAUGCUCAAUCAGUUUUAUUCAGGAGAAUCAAGAGAAAAUAUUACUCAAGAAAAAAAAUAAAAAUAAAAAUCAAAGAGCUCCCGUCAGAAGCAGCAUUCAAAAAUAUUUAACCAGGUCUCUUAAUGAUCCUUCAUUCCCAUCCUACUCUUUUCUAGUUUACAAUAAAACUGAUUAGUUUCAGUACUAACUUAUUCCAAAUAAAUAUUUUCUUUUUUUUUUCCAUCUUUGUAUUAAAUCACACCAGUCAGUAACAGCCAACACCCCAACCCUGUACUAACACUCACUCACUCACACAGGCAGAGCAGCGCCCCCCCAAACACACACCAGGCAUAAUGAAUGUACAAUAUAUUACACUGUUACAGUAUAUACACCACUGCUGUUACAUCAAGGACAAUAAAUGCUUCCACUGCUUUACAUGUUAAGCAGACGAUUAUCCAAAAAAAUCCCCAUUUUUGUAUUUCACAAACUCCAAAAGGAUUUUUACAUCUUUGACCGCUAAACCCCCAAAUAAAGUAAACAAUUGAGAAAAAAAAA
Messenger RNA from Oryzias melastigma (Indian medaka), 5849 nucleotides. It is a transcript of the gene dnm1a, whose product is annotated as dynamin 1a. Bases 230 to 2812 code for a protein of 860 amino acids. Gene Ontology annotation, molecular function: GTPase activity; microtubule binding; GTP binding. The transcript is spliced from 23 exons. Gene Ontology annotation, cellular component: microtubule; membrane; cytoplasm. NCBI's taxonomy places the organism in Eukaryota, Metazoa, Chordata, Actinopteri, Beloniformes, Adrianichthyidae. The record is from RefSeq and is a predicted model, not a curated record.